AUGGCGUCGCUGAUUGAAUCCUAUGAACAACAAUAUUCCAGUUUGACAGCUGAUAUAACCUACAAUAUCACUAAAAUAUCUAACACACAUGGAGCUGAGAAACAAAAACACAUCCGACAGGUUGACAAGCUGUUCGAUGAGGUGUCAGAACUGCUGGAACAGAUGGAGCUGGAGGUGAAAGAUUUGCCGUCAAGAGAUAAACAAAAGUAUCAGACUCGUGUGAAAAGUUAUAAAACUGAGCUUGGAAAACUUCAGACAGACACUCGGCGUGCUAAACUUGGUAUAGAUAGCAGUCGAGAUGAACUUCUAGGAGAUGACACACAUGAGUCAGAAGAUCAGAGAAAAAGACUUCUGGACAACACAGAUUCACUGGACCGCGCCUCACGACGAUUAGAUCAUGGAUACAGAAUCGCUCUGGAGACAGAGGAAAUGGGUGCCCAGGUUUUACAGGACCUCAGUGGUCAAAGACAGACUAUACAGCGGUCAAGAAAUAGGCUUGAAGAAAUGAAUAACAGUCUUGGAAAAAGUUCUCGUGUUUUAUCUGGGAUGAUGAGACGGAUUAUACAGAACAGACUGAUGCUGGUGAUUAUUUGUGCAAUAUUACUACUGGUGAUAGGAUUAGCCAUAUAUUUCAUAGUGAGAAAAAGUUCCUGAUGCUGGUCACAAUAUUUUAUAUAACAAAACUAGAGUGGGAUCAUAACAGUGGCAAUACUGAGAGGCUUUUGGAGGAGAACACUUAUCAGUAGAACUUUUAUCACAGGAUUGAUGCUGUACAAUCAUAACACUACACAAAUGAUGAUGAAGGACCACAAAUUUACAAAUAUGGUGUGGAUUUCACUUAUUUAUAGCAGUGCUUGUUAAAUUUGUAUUUUAAAUUACACUUUCUGAUUUGAAAGAAAGAUUGAUAUUCUGUGUAUACUAUUCUGCAGUAAGUAUUUUACUUACUUUAACACUAUGCUGUGAUAGAGGGUGAUAUUUAUCCUGAAUACAUAUCUAUUUACCUGUAUCAGAAAUUGAAGGGCUUUUUUCCAUUCAACAUUUUAAAUAAAAGAUACUUAAAAGUAUAAAUGAUAAAGCACAGUUGAAACCAAAUUUUGUUCUGAGUAACUUUAAUUAUGUUAAAUGAAAAAAUGAAUACACGAUCAUCAGCCUGAAAAGGGUUCCUGUGUAUUUACUUGUAAUGUCUUUUUCCUGUAAAAAAAUUAUGAUAAUUUGUAGUGUUCCUGAUCAAGUUGUAAGCUUUCUAUUGAUGCCAGUUUUGUGAAGUAAAUCAGAGAAUGUUAAGUAACUAGAUAUAUAAAUAAACCUCCUCCAUAUGUUGAACAUUUUUGACCUGAUAAAUUUCUGACUAUACAGUAUUAUACAAGUAAUUCCAGUGUUGUCUAUCUUAUACACCCAUAACUGAGCUGUUCAGCAAAAAUGUAAGGGUUUUGUUAUUGGGAAAAAAAUCAGCAAAUAAGCAGGAACUUAUUUUAAAUAUUUUAAUAUGUCAUCAGAAACUUAACCUGUCAUGGCAAAAAUAAACAGGAAAGAAAUGAGUAUUUGGUAAUGGCUAAUGAAUCUCAGAUGGCACUCUCAGAAUUAUGUUGGCAGAAAACCAGAGUAUUGAUGUGUUUAUAACUAUUCCAUUUGAUAAAAUAACUAUUCCAUUUGAUAAAAUACACAUAGUUUAUGUUUGGGAUUUGUAGAAUAGUGUAGGGUUAAAAGGAUUAUAUGAUACUGUUAAUUGGGUUUUAUACACAGAUAUAUAUAGAUACUAUAGGUUCUGGUAUAUUUAGCAUACAUACCCCAAAGCUUUAGUAAGAUUAUACCAUCAUACUGUGUCUGUUAUCCCUCUGGCAGCAAAGAUCUCUAGACUUGGCCUAGAGUUCGCUUGGUUGAAAUAUUUCCAAAUUGGUCCAAAUUAAUGGCAAUGUUUUUUUGAACUUAUGUUAAAAUCUUUAAACCCAUUCCUCUGAAUAACCAAGAGGUCGGUCAAGGGUCAUGACCUUCUGCCAGGAAUAUGCCAAGAUGUAGGGCAAACGUGUAUUUCAAUUGAUCAUUUUGACCUACCUUCAUGGUCAUAGAGGUCAGAAGGGAGAAAAUUUGAACUUCUUUUUAUUAACCAAACUGUCAGAAGCAUGUUGUAAUGAACAGUUAUAAAACUUGUUAAAAUUAAUUAUCUUGACUUGCCUUUAAAGUUGUAGGAACCAAAAAGGUUGAUUUUUAAAAAAGAACUUCUUUUUUAGUAACUAAGAGGUAGUGGUUUUUGGUCAGUAGCAUGCAGAAAAAGAGAAAAUGUUCAGUUGGGUUAAACAGAUGAACUACCUGCUAAACAUGUGAGUCAGGCAGGUCCUUCAAGUUCCUUGUUCAAUAGAGGAAGGUUGUUCAUGCAGUCACGAGAAUUUUAUUGUUUGCCACAUUUUUUUUAAAUGUAUGAUAGUUGAUAAGUUAAUUUUCAUAUAAAUCACAAGUACUUCCUGUAAACACACAUAUUUUAAGUAACAUUUGAUUGCACUAAAAUAAGUGUGUUUACAGUAGGUUAUUAAGUAAUGAAUGUGUAAGAUUUCAGUCAAGGACUUUUGUCAGGGUUUGAUGUUGGUGUAAAUUGUUAGCUGUUGAGACUGUUCUGAUAUUGUUUUUGUGUAAACACUAGUAAAAAUAUAAGUUCAUGACAGGUGAAUGUGACAUCUUAGAGGAAUUGUUAGCUGUUGAGACUGUUCUGAUAUUGUUUUUGUGUAAACAGCAUUGUUGUUAAACGUGAUUAUCAGUUACUUCUAUUUCCUGUUGUUGGCCAAAAGAACAUUUUAUCUCAGGCUUCAGAGAACAUACAUGUGGAUUAAACCACACUAAUAUCAAUUGUUAAGAUUGGUAUAAUCUGAAUCGGGACACAACAUAUUUGUGUCCUGCAGAAUGCAAAAUAUCAUUUUCACUGGUCUGAAAACAUAUUUCUGCAGUAAACAGAGAAUACAUCAUAUUUUGGUGUAAGUCAAAAUGAAAUACAUGAAAAAAGUUAAAAGUUAUGAAACAUUUAUUCAGUGAAUAAGUUCUAUUCACCUUUUAACUUCUUCAACUUUAAGACAGCAAAACAGAUUUGAUAUACUGAAUUUGAGACAGCUUGUAUUUAUAUGUGAUAUUUAGUUACAUGGCAUGAGAAACUAUGUUUGUGAUUGUAACUAUGAUGUAAAAGUGUCAUACAGCAGGUUGCUGAUAUGUUCUGGCCUUCUCAGACGAUGGUCAUCGGUGCAAUUGAGAUGAAAUCCCAUUUGACCUAUUUCAACAGUUUCUUUUACUUCUUCACAGAUGUUCUUGAAACUUAGAAUAUAGAGGGUCAAUGUAGCCUUGACCUCAACGUGACAGGUCAAUGUAGCCUUGACCUCAAUGUGACAGGUCAAUGUAGCCUUGACCUCAAUGUGACAGGUCAAUGUAGCCUUGACCUCAACGUGACAGGUCAAUGUAGCCUUGACCUCAAUGUGACAGGUCAAUGUAGCCUUGACCUCAAUGUGACAGGUCAAUGAAAAGUUUGUGUAUGAAUUAGAAUUCAGUUUGUCUGGGCAUACAGGGUCUUGAUCAAUACAAUUGUAAUAUAAUGUAUCUUUUAAGGUCUGCUCCACCCCAAGGAGAUUCUGCAAAAAGCGUUUUAUGGCCAGAGAGAAUGACUUGGUCUUUAGAUCAGUUGUAAUGUAGUGGUAAGGUAACAUAAGCCUGUAGUUGUCUAGAAUGAAACAUUUUUGUCUUAUUUUCUUAUCAACAAUUGCCACAGUUUUCAGUGUAUUGAAUGUGAGCAUAUUUUUCUGACAUGUCUGUAUGUAGCUCCUAGUAACAGAACAAUCAAUAUGUAAAAGUUGGAGCAUUUUAUUUAGGGCAAGGAUUUCAUCCAUGUGAGCACACAGUAAAGAGUCCGUAGCUAUAAUUUGGGAUGUCUGAAGUAGGGUGAUAUUUUUAUCCAUUUGAACACAUCGUUUGAUAUGAUGUUAAAUGUAAUUAUUGUUAUUUAUGUACAAUAAACUUAUUGUAA
Molecule: messenger RNA, 3997 nt
Organism: Ylistrum balloti
Lineage: Eukaryota; Metazoa; Mollusca; Bivalvia; Pectinida; Pectinidae
Product: vesicle transport through interaction with t-SNAREs homolog 1A-like
Exons: 8
Coding region: 1-654 (217 amino acids)
Biological process (GO): intra-Golgi vesicle-mediated transport; intracellular protein transport; vesicle fusion with Golgi apparatus
Cellular component (GO): Golgi apparatus; endoplasmic reticulum membrane; SNARE complex
Molecular function (GO): SNAP receptor activity; SNARE binding
Source: RefSeq, a predicted model, not a curated record